CGAGUGACAGUAUAGCCGGCUGACACAACUUUUAGACCACCAGAGCGCCUGCAACCCCUUGCAUAUAUCGCGUUACGUUUGUUCUAUGCGGUACUGUUUAUCCGACGGCGACGUCGAGUGAGUGUGAAUGCGCAUUGGUGUGCGAGUGGGGUGCGUAGCAAAUGGCUGACUCAGAGCAAGUCAGCUGCGUCCACCACCCCUCCUCGUACUUACGCACUGCGUAUACGGCGGCAACGCGAAAUCAGUAACAGUCCAUUGGCUGCCAUCAGAGUUACAAGUACUUAAACGCUGUCAAGCGGACGGAAGGCAAAGGUCGAUCGGUCGUCGCUCAUAAAUCGCUAAAUACUUCCGUGUCUGCAUUCGAUGUACGCGUACCGCUGACCGUUGUCUCCUGUCACAUCGUACAGUGGUCCAGUGUCGGUUGCAGCGAAUAAAAGUAUUUGCUCAGCGCUAACGAGCGCCAUUACAACAAGUGAACGCGUAGUGUAAGGUAUAGCCGCGAAGUCAAUGAGCAUCUGUACUCCAGCAUAGUGAAAAAGAACUGAGUAGCCGCACGGGUCGCGACGUCUUGUGUUACGUGACUAAUAAGUGGACAAGUAUUGAAAAACUAAACUGGAAUAUUAAAGAAAAAUUAAAACCAAAGAAUAUUUAAUAACUUAGUGUGUUUAAAGUGUUUCCGAAUCUCUCCGGCAAAAUGGUGAUGCUCCAGUCGCCACCGAAAAGCGCCAAUGUUUUGCCAGCGAAUGCCGUCGGCGGUCAGCUAAGUCCCAACUCGAAUCCCGAUUCACCCAAAUCGAACACCUCACCGGAGGUGGCGUGCAGUAAUGCCGACGGUGCUGCCACGCCCACAUCCACAACGUCUAGCGCUUCGCUAACACCAAAGAUACCGAAAUUCAUUAUAAGCCAACAAUCUAUAGCAGCUGCGACCGCUGCUGCUACCGGCAACAAUAGCGGUACACUAACUGCCGCCGGAAAGUCGCCUCACUCCAAUGGCGAUAGCCUGCGCUUUUCUCUCGAACGUCUUAAGCAGAUGACAGAGCUGAAAGUGGUGAAUCACCUCAGUCCAACGGCAGCUGCCAGCGGCUCAGCUGAACAGGAGGAUGCGAUAAAGUGCAACAACAACAACAGCAACAGUGUUAGCAACAACAAUGCUAAUGGUAUCUCUACCAACAGGCACGGCAAUAGCAGUAAUAGCAGCAAUAGCGACAAUGGUCACUCGCUUUCACCACCAGCCACUUUUUCCAGCCCGCCCCAUCAAAAUCUACUCGAAUUCAAUGACACCACUUGCCAGCUGCCGCGGCCCGAGCCUUUGCCCCACCCGCAUGCCGCACUGCUGCAACAACAUCCACAUCUCUUACAAAAUCCACAGUUCCUUGCGGCCGCAGCCGCUCAACAUCAACAUCAUCAUAAUCUCCAUCAACAUCCGCAUCAUCAUCUUCAUCCGCAACAGCCUACUAAUCAUUCGCAUUCCCACCAUCCAUUAGCAGACUUUCAUACGCUGCGUCCACCGUUGUCCACAAUGGCUGGUUUGCCGCCGCCACCAACACAAUCUGUAAAUUCGCAUCAACGUCUCCCAUCACCCGCUAGUUCACCACUUUCGCCACCCACGUCACCAUUUCAACCGCAUUCCGAACAGCCGCAAACAACGCCACAACUGCUGUCACCAGUGCAACCACAACAUCAGCAUCAACACCAGCACCAGCAACAACAUUCCGCACACUCGUCUUUUACUUCCUCGUCAUCCUCCUCUGCACCUAAUGCCAAUGUCGCAUUUUCGCCCCAACAACAGCAUCUACUGUCAACGCCACCCUCAUCAAUGUUACUCAGCGCUCCUCAUACCCUUCCACAUGCCACCCAAUUGGCCAGCUGCAGUCCCUCGUCAACACUUACGGCGCCACAUGAUAUGGAUCUGGAAAGGAUUAAGUUGGUCGCCGCACAGGCUGUGGCCGCUCGUUCUACCGUGACAUUGGGCUCAGCUGUAACUGCGUCGAGCACCUCCUCCGCCGCUGCUGCUGCCUCUAUGGCUGCUGCAGCAACCGGCUUGUGUUUACCAUCAUCGAACCAGCGUCCGGACCUUAGUGAUUAUGGAUUUCGAAUACAGUUGGGUGGGUUGGCGGCGGCAGCAGCAGCAGCUGCGGCUACUUCACGCCAAAUUGCGGCGGCAAAUUAUGCGAGAAGUGAUACCAGCGAGGAAUUAAAUGUGGAUGGCAACGAUGAGGACAGCAACGAUGGAUCACACGACACGCCAACGGCUUGCCCUGUUGAUCUGACGAGAUCGGUGCCAACCUCUGCUUCAACAACAUCGUCGGCGACGAAUGCGUCAACGGAAAAGGAAGCCACAAAGCGGUUAGCGUUUUCAGUGGAGAACAUCUUGGACCCAAACAAAUUCACUGGCCGAAAUGGUCCAUCCGGACAUUAUGGCGGUCGUGGUUGGGGCUCAAGCAGCAGUAAUGCCGAUCGAGAUGAUGAAAUGCAUGACGACGAGCACAGUGAAGAUAUGUCGGCUCACGACCUCAAUGACAUGGAUCAGGAUGACAUGUGUGAUGAUGGCAUGAGCAGUGACAUUGAUGACCACGCCAGCGAGACGGAUUCAAAGAAGGGUGGCAGUCGUAACGGAGAUGGCAAAUCACAAGGUGGUAGUGGUGGCGGCUCUAAGCCAAGGCGUGCACGUACCGCCUUCACCUAUGAACAGCUGGUAUCGUUGGAGAAUAAAUUCAAGACGACGCGUUAUUUGAGCGUUUGCGAGCGUCUUAAUUUAGCGCUGAGUCUCAGCCUCACCGAAACGCAGGUUAAAAUCUGGUUUCAAAAUCGACGCACCAAAUGGAAGAAACAAAACCCAGGCAUGGAUGUGAAUAGUCCGACGAUUCCACCACCACCGGGUGCGGCAGGUUUCGGACCCGGCGCCUAUGCCAGCAGUCUGCUUUACACGCAUGCCGUGCCCUAUCCACCCUAUGGACCCUACUUCCAUCCACUUGGCGCACACCAUCUCAGUCAUUCGCACUCAUAAAAUUGCAAGAUGCAACAGCGAUUGUUGCAAAUAUUAGAAAUGCGAAAAUAUCAAAAACGUGAAGAACAUAAAACGGGUACCGACGGAAUGCUGAACAAAUAAUGAAGAAAGCAUGCAUGAAGGAGAGGAGAAGCACGGAAGAAGAAUAAUGGCUAAAAUGUGAUUUUUGGGAAAAAGUUAUAGUGGCGCAAAAUUAAUCAUCCUAUCGGAAGAUUUAUAACUUGUGCAAAUGGGUCAAACAUAUUUGACACUUGUGAACUAGACAGCUGCAGCCAGACAAACAGAUAAGCAAUAGAGCGCGUAAAGGACAAAAUAGAGAUGCCCAUCACUCGAAAUAUUUUUUUUAUUUAAUAAAAAAGGUAUUUAAAAACCUAAUUGGAUGAUUAAUUUUGUGCCACCUUGUGUAAGUAUGUACAUGCGUGCUUAUCUCUACCGUUGCUGCUUUGGAUUGUUAUAGCUUGAGAAAUUUUUGUGAAACUGACCCUUAAGGCUUCACGGUGCUGUCAAUUAAAUGCAUUCGCACACAAGCAUACCUACGUGAACGUUGCAAUUGUAAAUAUUCGAAUAUGUUGGGAAUUUGUUUUCAUGCUUGAUUUGAUAUUUUAACUUAGGUCAUAAAGUGAAUAUUUGAAGUUUCUGGUAUCCUAGUCAAUUAAUUCUAUGGAUAAGUGUGCACAAUAAUUGAAUGAUGUAUAUAUUAAAAUAUGUAUAAGUGAAUAUAUGUACAUAUAUUUAUGUAUGUAAUUGUAAGUAAUUAUCCUGUAUUUAUGUAGAUAUGUAAAAUCUAAUGUUAAUUAAUAGCACUUAGUGAGAGACUCUGCUUUCUAUUCUAAGGCUUGCCAAACAAAUUAUGCCAAAAACGAAAAAUAUUAAUUUACUGACUGCAAUUAUUUUAAAACUAAGCCAAAGAAAAUCAAAAUUAUGAUAACAAAAUUAAAGAUAAAAUAUGUAAG
Messenger RNA from Anastrepha ludens (Mexican fruit fly), 3960 nucleotides. It is a transcript of the gene slou, whose product is annotated as homeobox protein slou. Gene Ontology annotation, biological process: regulation of transcription by RNA polymerase II; cell differentiation. Gene Ontology annotation, cellular component: nucleus. Gene Ontology annotation, molecular function: DNA-binding transcription factor activity, RNA polymerase II-specific; RNA polymerase II cis-regulatory region sequence-specific DNA binding. NCBI's taxonomy places the organism in Eukaryota, Metazoa, Arthropoda, Insecta, Diptera, Tephritidae. The record is from RefSeq and is a predicted model, not a curated record. The transcript has 4 exons. The coding region runs from base 695 to 3007 and encodes 770 amino acids.